AUGCCCACCGUUGCUGAGAACGGCGAGUGGGAUCUGCCCAGGUUACGCGCCUCGUUUGGCUUUGAAGAUGACUUCAAGUACCUCUCUUCGGAUGAUGGCGCCCAAGAAUUCUUCGAUGUGAAGUUCUACCCAUACAACCCUCCGGGAGCGAGCCCCGUGUUCGCGGCGGUUAGCAAGAAACACGCCGUUGUGUGCCGACUAUCCCAGCCAAAGGACAAUACCAACAACCCGUGCGAGGUAAUCCAGAUUAUCAGAGAUGAUGACCCCGAUGCGUCUAAUUGCGCUUGUUGCUGGACCAAGGACCCUGAAACCGAACGAGCCCUUCUCUGCGUGGCUGGUAAUGAUGCGAAGGUUAAGGUGUACAGCGUGAAGGAUGGAAAGUUGGUGAGGACUCUCGUUGGCCACGGUGACGGAAUCAACGACCUGGCGACUUCGCCAGACGACCCUCUGAUUAUCGCCUCCGCCUCGGAUGAUACUACUGUGAGGAUAUGGAGUUUGGCAUCUGUUCACGAAAGGCAGCCAUGCCUAUGCCUUCUUGGCGGAGAGGGCCAUUCCUGGGACCUGCUAAGCGUGGCUUUUCAUGAUACAGGGCGGUACGUCCUGUCUGCAGGGCAUGACCAGGUGAUCAACCUAUGGACGCUCCCAGACCUGCCCAAGGAGCAUACCGAUGCUCCUAUUGUCAUAUACUAUCCCCACUUCUCUACUUCAGAGGUUCACAGUGGACUAGUCGAUUGCGUCGCUUUUCUUGGGGACUGUAUCCUCUCCCAUGCCUGCCAUGAAGAAACCAUUGUCCUCUGGCGCAUCGAGGGGUUCAGUUCCGAGGACCCUCCGCCAUCGCCGUCACAGGCCCCGACUACCUAUGAUCCCAGCAAGCUGACCCGCUCAGCAUUCGCCCCAAUAAUAUCUCCAUCAUGUCCCGCCCAGUAUACGCGUCUUCUCGAGUUCCAGGCCGCUGGAUGUGGACCCCAGUUUUUCAUGCGGUUCAAGGUGUAUGAGGCGCCAAACCGUCACCCCGUCCUCGCUUUCUGCAAUGCCAAGUCCAAGACCUCCUUCUGGGACCUGGCUCGGCUAACCACGUAUCACGAGUUUAUGACCGCCCUUAAUAACCCGAAGAAAGAUAAAGAUAGCCAUCUCGAACGACCGCCCUGGCUGAACUUCAAGCAGCCGAAAAAGCCGAACACUAUGGCUAGGGUCCGGGACCCCAGCGACAAGGACUCGAUGGUGUCGGUGGGUGCAAGCUCGGAUCCAGACAGCGGGGCAGCGUUGGGUAUCACUCACGACAGCAUCAGCAAUUGGGAUGAGCUGUAUGGGAUAUCCCACCCUCACGACCAUCCGAUCAAACCUCACAAGAUCGUCGGCGUUAGUGGCGAGUCGAAAUUCGUGGGUAGGCAGGUCGCUUGGAGUCCGGGGGGUGAAUGGUGUGUGGUGGUCGGGAAUCAGAACCGGGCUUUGAUUUUUCAGCGAUGGGCAAAGGAAAAAGGGGCGCAGUCGGGUGCGUGA
Molecule: messenger RNA, 1500 nt
Organism: Phialemonium atrogriseum
Lineage: Eukaryota; Fungi; Ascomycota; Sordariomycetes; Cephalothecales; Cephalothecaceae
Product: WD40-repeat-containing domain protein
Exons: 10
Coding region: 1-1500 (499 amino acids)
Biological process (GO): heterochromatin formation; negative regulation of transcription by RNA polymerase II
Cellular component (GO): ESC/E(Z) complex
Molecular function (GO): nucleosome binding; protein binding
Source: RefSeq, a predicted model, not a curated record